AUGACUGAUGUUAAGGAAACUUUUUGCAGGCUGUGCCUUAUAAGCGUAACAGAUGAAUGUUUUGAAACAAUAGAUGAUGUUAUUAGAAACAUUCUGGAUGCUCUCUUGCUGAAAUUGAAAUUCAAUAGCAAAGAUGUGAUAUGUAACGCUUGUAGAAGAAAGUUAAAUACGGCAUUGGAAUUGAAGUCGAUGUGCUGCAAUACCGAUAACGUAAUUAUUCCAUAUGCUGAUUCCAAGAAAAUGCUACAGUUGGAUUUAAGGGAUGUUUAUAUGAAGGAAAGGGCAAGUGAACAGGUAACGGAUAUUUCACAGGAUCAAAAAGUAUGUCGAUUGUGUAUGCAACCAGUAGAAAGUGAGUUUAGGUGCAUACUCAAAGAGGAGUUUGUUGCUAUUCAGAAAUUUGUUCCAGAAAUGAACAUAAACGUUGUUAAAGAUCCCGUUGUAUGUAAACCAUGCUUCGACUCUGUGUGCACUCACAACAGUUUUUUGAAAGAAGUAGAGGAAAAAAUUAGAGGUAUUUGUGAUAAUCCUACCACAGAGAAGGAGGGUGGAACACAUGUUUCGCCAUCUGAUUUGUUCAUUAAGACAGAACAUUUGGAUGAAGGAUUGGAUGUUAACGAGAUGGGAAUAUCAAUCAAAACUGAAUGUGUCGAGAUAAAAUCGGAAGAAGCUGAAGAAAGGAGUGAAUUGCCAUUGGGAAGCUACGAUAUUGAAACAUCAGAGAUCAGCGACUAUAAGAACGCAGAAACACGUACUUUGGUACUUCACAUGAACAAACGUGGCACAAAAGCCAGUCGGCAGGGAAAUUUCACAUCCGUUUGGUUCGCUCCGAGUAAAGUAACUUACAAGUGCAAUGAAUGUACCUAUGAAACCGAAAGCGAGAGCCGCUUUACGGCACAUUGUACAAGACAUAAUAGCAUCUCGGAAAUGCACAAAUGCGAUACGUGCAAGUACGAAACGAGCAACAAGAAAACGCUCCAGCGGCACCGAUUACGACACCAGGAUCCCUCGCAGGUCCAGAUGUACCCGUGCGAUCUGUGCGAUUUCACGACAAAGUACAAGUCCUGCCUCAAGUACCACCAGUUGAAGCACAAAAAUGCCUCGGAAGUUCAGAUGUACUCGUGCGAGAGCUGCGAUUAUAAAACUAAGCACAAGCGGUAUCUGGUGCAUCACGCGUUGAAGCAUCAAGACUCGUCGCAGUUGAUAAUGUACAAGUGCAAGGUUUGCGAUUACGAGUCGAGGUAUAAGAAGAAUCUGACGUACCAUCAGUUAACACAUAAGGAUCCAUCGCAGGUCGAAACGUACAGGUGCAAGGACUGCAACUUUGAAACGAAACACAGAAGUAACAUCAAGCACCACUUGCUGACGCAUAUAGAUCGUUCGCAUCUGCCGAGAUACAGGUGUAACGAGUGUGAGUAUGAAUCGACGUAUAAGAGAAAUUUGACUCGACACCAGUUGACGCACAAAGAGUGAUUUUAAGUGAAUUUAAGCCAAAAAGUUGAAAUUUUUCAAAUAUUUUCAUUUCUAAGAUGUCUCUGAAGAUGUUCGAUGCAGAGUGAUGAAACUUAGUCUAAUGAUCUAACUAAUUAAAGAUUAAAAUACACUGAAUUCAGAUGUAAAAGUGUGUACCGGUGGUAGAGAUGGAAGGAGGUACUUUCACUGAAAACCCUUGAAAUCGAUUCUAUAAGCGACAGCAAUAAUUAUUUCUUUAAUGCUACUCAUAGAUAAUGAAAAAAAUUAAAUUUUGUCACAUGAUAAAAAGCGCAUUAUGACAUCAUUUAGUGCGACAGAGAAACCAGUUUGUUUUGAUGAGACGGAACCUAACUUCAAGACUUGUUACCUGCAUUUUGUUGGACUGUCCUGUCCUGUUUUCCUCUCGGUCGCACUAAAUGACGUCACGAAUUAGCGGCAACAAACGCCCGUUUAAAACAUUUUGCCCGACAAACUUUAUU
This is a messenger RNA of Anoplophora glabripennis (Asian longhorned beetle), 1952 nucleotides long. Its product is annotated as zinc finger protein 710-like. Gene Ontology annotation, molecular function: DNA-binding transcription factor activity, RNA polymerase II-specific; zinc ion binding; RNA polymerase II transcription regulatory region sequence-specific DNA binding. Lineage: Eukaryota; Metazoa; Arthropoda; Insecta; Coleoptera; Cerambycidae. Gene Ontology annotation, cellular component: nucleus. The transcript has 4 exons. The record is from RefSeq and is a predicted model, not a curated record. The coding region runs from base 1 to 1473 and encodes 490 amino acids. Gene Ontology annotation, biological process: regulation of transcription by RNA polymerase II.